Molecule: messenger RNA, 1239 nt
Organism: Panicum virgatum (switchgrass)
Lineage: Eukaryota; Viridiplantae; Streptophyta; Magnoliopsida; Poales; Poaceae
Product: F-box only protein 7-like
Exons: 1
Coding region: 1-1239 (412 amino acids)
Molecular function (GO): protein binding
Source: RefSeq, a predicted model, not a curated record
AUGAAGGAACCGCCGGCCCUCGGCGCCGACUGGUCCAAGCUUCCGGCGGACAUCCUCGGCACCAUCCAAGGCGAGCUCGAGUUCCCCGACCUGUUCCGCUCCGCCGCCAUCUGCCCCUCCUGGCGCGCCGCCGCCAGGUCCCUCCGCCGCCACGGCCUCUACUCGCGGCCCCAGACCCCCUGCCUCCUCUACUCCACCGCCGCGGCCGGCGCCCGCGCCGCCGAGCUCUACAGCCUCGCCGACAGGACCACGUACACCAUCCCUCUUCCGGACCCGCCCAUCGCCGAGCGCAGCGUCGUCGGGUCGUCCCAUGGGUGGCUCGUCACGGCCGACGCCCGCUCGGAGCUCCACCUCCUCAACCCCGCCACCGGCGAGCAGCUCGCGCUGCCACCCGUCGCCACCGUCGAGCAGGUGAGCCCCGUCCUCGACGACGCCGGGGACCUGCAAAGGUAUGACCUUUCUUUCUACGACGCCAAGCUGCCCAGGAAGGAGAACCAGCCGCCGCAGCCCUACGCGGCGGACCGGCUCCGGCUCCGGCGAGUCCUGUACCUGAAGGUGGUGCUCUCCUGUGAUCCAUCGCGGGGUGAUUGCAUCCUGAUGAUGAUUCACAAUCCAUACCGGCAGCUCUCGUUUGCGAGAGUUGGAAGCAGCAAGUGGCACUGGAUCACCACCUCGUUCUGGGUGUCCCAGUACUCGGACGGCAUCUACCACGACGGCGCAUUCUACGCCAUGAAUCUCCUAGGAGGGAUUCAUCGCUACACCAUUGAAGGUUCUUGUGCCACACGAGAUAUUGUUCUGAAGGACACCCUGCCAUACAUGGCAUAUAGCAUGUACAUUGCUCGGACUACAUCCGGAGACUUUCUGCAAAUCCGGAGGAUCACGACCGACACAAGCGAAGAUUCACUGGAAACGCGGACGAGUGACCUUGAAGUGUUCAAAGUUGAUCUUGAGGAUCAACAAACCGUGGAUGUUGAUACCAUGGGCGACGAUUCCUUGUUCAUCGGGCACAACUAUUCCUGCUGUGUUUCCACAAAGGAUUACCCUGGGCUGCGGCCCAACCAUGUUUAUUUCACUGACGACGAUGAGUAUUCGCUAAUGGAUGACCAAGAUUACCGACGGGAUGUUGGAGUGUAUAGUUUGGAAAGUAAAAGUACCACUGAGAUAGUCACUCCCGAACCAUGGUUGAGUAGGCCAAUCCCCGUAUGGAUAACACCAAGUUUCACCAAGAUCAACAAAUAG